AUGAAUACUUAAAGUGCAAUUAUAGUUUUCAUCUUAUUAAGCAUUGGUUCUUGCUUUUAAAAGUCAAUAUUGAUAACUAGACAUGGUGCUAGAUCUCCAAAAGUAUAUACAGAAAUUGAUAGUACUUAUUAUUGGACAAGUUAACCAGAAGAUUUAACUGAAAUAGGAUUAUAAUAACAUAUGUCAUUAGGGUAGAGUAAAAAUGGGUUCUCUAUUACAGAUAUGAAUGGGAAUUGCAUUUAUGAAAAUUUAGAAAUUUAAGCAUCUACAACAUAAAGAGUUAUGAUGUCUACUAUUGGAUUCUUAAAAGGGUUGUGUCCUAACAAUUAUGAAGUGAUAAUAAAAAGAUUUUUCGUUGAAUAUUAUGCUUAAUAUUCUACAAACAUAGAGGCAUGGAAUCAAAUUAUGUCUUCAGAUUUCAAAAAUCCAUUAGAAUUAGAACUUCAUUAUUUUGAAAGACCUAAUGAUUUUUUGUUUCAUGGACACAAGAAAACCGUAUGUCCUGCUAUUAAGGAUUUAAAAAAAAAGAUUGAAGCCAGUGAAUAUUUUAAAAUGAAAGAAGAAGAAUUCAAAAACAGACAAGAAUUUGAUGAAGUAUUUGAUAUCAUCAAGGCUGCCUAUCCAAGUAAAACUUUUAAAAAGAAGUCCAUAACUUUAUCUGAUAUUGAAGAUAUUUUUGAUGAUUAUUAAAGUAACCACAUCUAAGGAUUCCUAUUUCCUAAUCCAUCAGAAUCAGCAAUUAAUUAUAUGCAAGAAGUAGUUAAGUUUAUUAGAUAUUAUGAAGAUAAUUGUGAUUCUUUGGAACAUUUUGCUUAAUUAACUGAACCAUUUAAAUGGAUAAUCUCUUAAUUAUAUUCAAAUACACCACUUAGUUGGUAUUCUGGACAUGAUACUAAUUAAGUGGCAAUCUUAUCUGCAAUUUCAGAUUUUUAACCUAUAAUUCCAUUUGCAUCAUAAUUAGAAAUUAUUGUAAAAAAUGAAACAGUUAUGGUCUUUUAUAAUAGAAUACAAAUUUAAACGAAAUUCUGUUCUGAUGGAUAUUUUUGUAGUAGAGAUUAAGCAGUUAAUUAUUUAAUGUAAUUCAUACAUCCAAAUCUUAAUUAGCUUUGUGGUUUAGAAUUAAUUUAUUGA
Messenger RNA from Paramecium sonneborni, 1131 nucleotides. The record is from the annotation of a GenBank genome assembly. NCBI's taxonomy places the organism in Eukaryota, Ciliophora, Oligohymenophorea, Peniculida, Parameciidae.